ACAACGAAAUGUUCAUUCUCCUUCUAAUCAUUCUUCCUUUAAUAUCAGCGGAUAAUAAUAAUAAUACGUCAAUUAUCUAUAUUCACGAAGAACUUCCGCCGAAUAGUUUAUUACUGUCUUCGAUAUCGUCGACGAAUAGUCUACAAUGGUUACCAUCGUCUGCGACAUAUCAAAAAUAUUUUCGAUUAAAUCAAAACCAAUCAUUGUCAACAACAAAUGAACGCAUUGAUCGGGAAGAAUUUUGUGAAAAAAAUCUUUGUAAUUGUUCGUAUUGUGUAUUAACAUUGAACUUUUUACAAACGUUUGCAACAAAUAACAUCUCUAUUCGAACAAUUCAAAUUGUCAUCGAAGAUAUCAAUGAUCAUUCUCCAGUGUUUAAACAACCGUUGAUUAAACUUCCCAUUGCAGAAAAUGUUCCAAUCGGCUACGAAAUUCCGCUCGAACCGGCAGUUGAUAGUGAUUAUGGAUCAUUAUCAAUCCAAAACUAUGAGUUACACCCAUUGAUUAACAACCCAUUUCGUUUAAUUAAAUCUGGCAAACCCGUGUUGAAACUUGUUGAACCAUUAGACCGUGAAACAAAAGCAAAUUAUUUGUUACAAUUAAUUGCUUAUGAUGGUGGUUCACCACCUCUAUCCGGUCAACAAAAGAUCGAAAUUAUCGUUACUGAUGUGAAUGACAAUCCACCUGUUUUCGAUCGCUCGAUAUACCAACAAUCGAUCCCCGAGAACGAAAAGACCGAUUCUGUCGUCCUACAAAUUCAUGCCAGUGAUCGCGAUGAAGAUGAAAACGGACGGAUUUCCUAUUCGAUCGACGAUCCAUCAUCAACGUUUCGUAUCAACGAACAAACAGGAGAAAUCUUCCUACUCAAAUCAUUAGACUACGAAAAAACACGCUCCUAUUCAAUUUCGAUUACAGCUCGCGAUCAUGGUGUACCCCAGCUGAAUAAUUAUGCACAAUUAAUAAUCGAUGUCACAGAUGUAAACGAUAAUACUCCGAAUAUCUUGAUCACUGAAAUCAAUGGUACCCAUCACAAUGAUCAGCCAAUUAGUUUAUUCGAAUGUACACCUAAAGGUACUUCGUUGUUUUAUGUCUAUGUCACUGAUGAAGAUUCAGGUGAAAAUGGUCGCGUUAGUUGUACAUUGAAUGAUACACAAUUGAACUUAGUUUAUUUAACAUUAAAUGCUUAUUCAUUACAAAUUAGUGGUUCACCUGCAUUCGAUUAUGAACGUGAACAAUCAGUCGAUAUCGAAUUAAAAUGUACAGAUCAUGGUCUUCCAAGUUUAUCAAAAACAGUGUUAUUUCACAUUGAAUUAGAAGAUUGUAAUGACAACCCACCGGAUAUUAUUUCUCCGUUACCAUUUAAUGAAACAAUGCAAGUGUCGUAUGAAAUAACUGUCAUCCCAUUUGUGAUUACACAAUUUGUUGUCGAUGAUCGAGAUCGAUUUCAACCGAAAAACUUUACUUACUCAUUUACAGUUACACCAUCAUUAGAUUUAAGUUUAACAAAUAAUGGCACGUUAAUACUCAACUCAAUGCCAUUUGCUCUGGGAUUAUACACGAUAAAUGUAACUGUGUCGGACGUUGGAAAUUUAACUACUUCGAUGACCAUACCAAUGAAUUUCUAUUCGAUGAACGAAACAAAUAUAAUUGAACGAUUUAGCAUGAAGAACACAAGCUUAAUGUUGAUAUUUUCGUUAUUUGUCAUUAUUUUCAUCGCUUCGGUACUCAUUGGUACAUGUUUUCUCAUUGCGUUUCUUUUACGACGCCGAAGAAAGCAACGACAUUUGUGCUUAUGUUGUCAUUCAUGUUUUAACAUCGAAGAAAAAUCCAUUCGAAACUCUUCAUGUGAAAGUAUGAAUAGUUCAAAUGAACGAGCAGAUUCAUCACAAAAAACAACCAUUGAAGUUCUUGAUGAUGGACGAAAUUCAUCCAAUCGUAUCUACCAGUAUGGUGUCAAACAAGCGAAUGAUCUGAGUUUGAUCAAUACUCAUAAUAUUCAUCAGCAACGUGAUUUCAACUAUUCAGAAAAAGUGGAACGGUAUUUAACUCAUUUAAGUCAUGGAAUUCUCGGUGUUGAUACAACUCUAUCUGACGAAGGUGUCUAUGGUUCGUCAGAUUUAUCGUCAGAUCAAUUGCAUCAGCUAAACAUGCGUCCACCAUCGGUUGUAUCAAUUCCAUCGUCACAGCAACAUUAUCAAGAUAGUCUAAAACGUUUUGAACAAUUGUAUUCGUUGGUUGAGCAUCGUCAACCCACUGCAUUUACGUCAGAUAGUCUCUAUGUAUAA
Adineta ricciae is the source of this 2285-nucleotide messenger RNA. Lineage: Eukaryota; Metazoa; Rotifera; Eurotatoria; Adinetida; Adinetidae. The record is from the annotation of a GenBank genome assembly.